Dichomitus squalens LYAD-421 SS1 is the source of this 198-nucleotide messenger RNA. RefSeq lists its product as uncharacterized. The record is from RefSeq and is a predicted model, not a curated record. Bases 1 to 198 code for a protein of 65 amino acids. The transcript is spliced from 2 exons. NCBI's taxonomy places the organism in Eukaryota, Fungi, Basidiomycota, Agaricomycetes, Polyporales, Polyporaceae.
AUGGCCCGCAUCUCUGCAAUUCUCCUCGCCUCAUUUGUCUCUGCCGCUCUUGCGCCUGUCAUGGCUGCCCCAGCGCCGAUGUUGGCGACUACCGCCCCUGCUCAAGGGGACAAUGCAACGUCCACAGUCACUACUACUACGUCAGCGUCAGCCACUCUUCCUGUGACAACUCCUCUAGAGGUGGAAUGGCUUAGCUGA